Aspergillus puulaauensis is the source of this 2685-nucleotide messenger RNA. RefSeq lists its product as uncharacterized. NCBI's taxonomy places the organism in Eukaryota, Fungi, Ascomycota, Eurotiomycetes, Eurotiales, Aspergillaceae. The transcript has 6 exons. Gene Ontology annotation, biological process: maintenance of mitotic sister chromatid cohesion; mitotic sister chromatid cohesion. Bases 1 to 2685 code for a protein of 894 amino acids. Gene Ontology annotation, molecular function: double-stranded DNA binding. The record is from RefSeq and is a predicted model, not a curated record. Gene Ontology annotation, cellular component: SMC loading complex; chromatin.
AUGAGCUACCCACCAUCCCAUAAUGGCCAAUAUUCCCCGCAGUAUCUGCAGCAGCAUCACAACCUCCAGCCGCCCCAGCAGACCAUCCAGCCCCAGCUCCUGUAUAACAAUGUGAACGCUGUCAACGCGAAUGCCAACGCUUCGGCGUACCAGUAUGGCAAGCCCGCUGCCUACCCCCAGGUUAUGGUACCACCGUACCAGGCUUAUGGCCAGGUAUACAAUCCACAGCCACAUCAACCGCAGCUCCAUCAUCAACCGCAGCCUCCCCCCCCACCUCCGCCGCAACAACAACCGCCGCCACCGCAAUUCGUGAAUCCUUCGGAUAUAUUCCAACAGCCGCUUCUUCCGUCUCCCUCACCGUCAUCCUUCAGCAAUCAUCGCUCGCCUCAAUAUGGCACACAGCCGCCUGCGGUACCUGUUGCUGGCAACAACCGCCCCCCGGCCCUCACCACGUCCACUCCAGUUGCGCCCGCACCAGUACCAACACCUAUACCAGCGCCUACCCCGACAUACAGCCCCGUACCUAUCGCUAACCAGGUGAAUAAUCAACACUCCAAUAAAUCUGCGCAACCCGCUGCCACCCCGAAACCUCCGGUACAGGCCAAACCUGUUACAGUAAACCCGCCGGCGGUUGCUGCUACACCCCCAGCGCCAUCACCGAAACCAGUUCAAGUCCUGAUACCAGCCCCGUCGCCUGAAGUACAGCAACAUAUUCAACGUCCGCCUCCCAAGAAGCAAACACAAAAACAGCCCACCCAGCAGCCUGCACAAAAGCCUGCGAAACCGGGUAUAGACUAUCAAGUGCUUUUAUUGGCAAUGGCCGAUGAAUAUCUCAAUGCUGCACACAGUCAUGGGACCACAGUGGCGCUAUUGAGGAGGGAAAUGGAGCUCGAGGAGUAUUAUAGGUUGGUCGCAACGGGCCUUGGGUGUUUGGAAGCGGUUUUAAAGAAUUGGAGAUUACAACCGCGAGUGGAAGCUUUGGUGCGACUGAGGUACGCACGGAUCCUCUUUGAGGAGACGGACAACGACUUGGAGGCUGAAACGGCGUUGAGUAAAGGGAUUGAUUUAUGUGAACGAAAUCGUAUGCUUGACCUGAAAUACAGCAUGCAGCAUCUGUUGGCACGGAUGCUAUACAAGACAAACCCGAGAGCUUCCUUGAAGGCUGUGGAUGGGAUGAUACAGGACGUUGAAGCAUACCGUCAUUCCGCCUGGGAAUUCGCCUUUCGCUUUCUUCGAGUAUCGCUUUCGUUGUCUUCGCUUGCUCAUCAAGAAUCGACGUCAGCUCUGCAGCACCUCCACAAGAUUUCUAGCAUGGCAAGCCGCAAUGGGGACAGGGCUGUUUCCGCCAUGUCUUCCAUCGUCGAAGCAUUGUCACACCUUCAGCAAGGAUAUAGCUCUGACUCGAUUGAGCAGGCUCAGCGUGCAAUAGCCACUGCGCGAAGCCAUCAGCUGAACGAUGAGCUACGCCAUAUCCCGCAGCUUGCAACGCUAGUACAGAUUGUGGAUAUCUGUUGCAGUUUGCUUGAAUACGACGUCAAUCAAUCCUCACAAAAACUCAAGGUUUUGCAGGACCUGAUGGAUGAGCGGUUGAGUGACUCAAAUUGGCGUGCUGAUGGAUCAUUCUCCAUACCACUAAGUGGUAAAUCAGCGGGGCCUUCCUCUAUGGACACGGGAGACAUUCUUCAAGUUCAGAAUGGCACGUUGCUUCUUAGCUUCAGUUGGCUGCCUCAACACGACCUUUAUGCACUUUGUUACUUUCUCAGCUCGAUUACGCUGGGUUGUAAGAACUCACACGAUGGACGCAAGGCUGAAAAGUUCCUGCAGGAAGGAGUGCGCAUGCUCAAGGGUAACUUCCAAAAGCCGCAAGAGAUUACAGAAUCGUUGGUCAGUGCCAAUAGGCGCGUGGAAUGGCGCAGGACGCUAUUCUGCAAUCUACUCGCUCACCAAGUAUUUCUGGCCUGUAGCCGAACAGAUUGGGACCUCGCAAAUAGAACCCUGAAGGAGCUCCAGAAAGAGACAGAAGCGAUGGGUGAUGACCUCCCGGACUCUAUCCAAUGCCUGAUGGAGUACGCAGCGGGUACUAUCGCCCAGGCCACGGGUGAUCUACAGGGAGCCCUAGCCGCCUUCCAAUCCCCUAUAUUCUCACUAUCUGGGUUUAGCAAAACCGCCCGCAACGACCCUCAUCGCGACAUCGCGAUAUUAGCCGCCAUCAACACCGUGCUCAUCCUCGGUGACCCAUCUCAUCCAUCUCAUUCUCACCUUCCGAACAUCUUAUCUGCCCUUGAAUCAUUUUGCCGCUCAAGCCCCAACAAAUACAUCCAGGCGGCUUACUACCUGCUCUGCGCAACCGUGCAUACGGAAUCGACGAUUCAGACCAAACAAAAUCUCCAGCAAGCCCUCCAAUCUGCCACGGCAAUCGGAAACAGUCAAAUUACGUGUAUAACGUUGACGUUUAUGAGCUGGAAAUACUUCCGCGGAGUAGUUGGCGAACAAGCUGAGAAGAGCGCUCGAGCCAGUCGCGCAAUGGCAGGAAAGGCCAGUGACCGUCUUUGGGUCAGUGUUACGGAUGAAAUGCUUGCAGAAACACUCGAGAGGCAGGGGAAGGGCGAGGAGGCGAAUGGUGUGCGGGAAGAAGGGAAUCGGGUGAUGAUGAGCCUGCCACCAGCUUUGAGACGGCCAGCCUAG